Messenger RNA from Gilbertella persicaria, 704 nucleotides. RefSeq lists its product as uncharacterized. Gene Ontology annotation, cellular component: DASH complex; mitotic spindle. The transcript has a single exon. Bases 347 to 646 code for a protein of 99 amino acids. The record is from RefSeq and is a predicted model, not a curated record. Lineage: Eukaryota; Fungi; Mucoromycota; Mucoromycetes; Mucorales; Choanephoraceae.
GCACAGCAGCUUUUGAGCGUAUAACCCUUGAUCGUUUCUUCACACCGAUCGGGCAGUUCCGCUUAUACUUUGAUGACGCAGUCCGAAAUCUCAAUGUUACAUGUGAAUUUUUUCGUGAAUCCGGGGUAAAUGAUCAAGCGCGUACCAUUGAAUUCAUGCAAAGUGGCUUCCAACCACGGAUAAACAUGGUAUAGCAGUGACAAGAUUAUUCCUUAGCAACGUAGUAGAAAUUGAAGAUUGCCUAGCAACCAUCUUAUCCAAUCAAAAUCAACAUGUACCUUGAACCUGAAUAAGCAAAGAAAAUUUCUCUUUUUUUUAUUUAUUUUUUUUUUACAAACAAAACAAAAUGGAUAUGUCUCGAAAAGAAUUUGAAGCAGAGAAAAGAAAGCUUAUGGAUAAAAUCCUUGUCAGUGUUCGACAGCUUAAACUUACUAUGGAAACUUUCAAUCGCAACAUGGAAACUGCCAGCAGAUUAGGAAAGCAAUUCAAACCACCUGCAGAAGUUUGGUCCGCAUUUCAUAAAGCAGUACAGAACAAUCAUGUUGUGGAAGAAGGCGCGGAAAGCGAAAAUGAGUAUCAAGGCGAAGAACCAAGCAGUCCAUCGCGACUUGACUUAAACAUACAAUCUAGAAAAGAAAAAGUAUAGAUCGCCCAUACCAUUGAUAAACUGUAAAUAAUAAAGCCAAUAGAAUUGAAUAGAACGC